AUGCCACUUCUCCCUCACUUUUCUAAAUUGCUUUUUCCUUUUUUUCUUCUCUUUCUUUUACUCAAUUGUUUUAUCUUACAUCACACGUCUUACUCAAGUUUUUCUUUUCCAUUUUUUCAUUCAUUGUUUCUUCUUUUCUUUUACUUUUCCACUCUUUCAUUCACUUUUUAUCCUGCUUUUUCUUUUACAUUCUUUCAUUCCCUCUUUUUACCUCUUUUUCAUUUUUUCAUUCAUUUUUCCUGCUUCUUUUUUUUACAUUUCUACCUUUCAUUUACUUUUUCUUCUAAUUUUUUUUCAUUCUUUUUCUUCAUUCACCAUAAGUUGUUACUCUAUUACAUUCACUUAUUCCUUUCAUUUACUCAUUUCAUUCACUUAUUUUUUUUCAUUCCCAUUCUCUUAUUUGCUGUUUCUUCUUCUUCUUCUUUUUCUUCUUCUUCUUCUUCUUCUAUAUUUUUUCUUUUCUGCUCUCAUUCACUAUUACUUGUCUCCUCUAUUUUUCCUUUUAGAUAUUACUUUUUCAUUCUCCCUCUUCUUCUUUUCACCUUUUGCUUUUCUAUCAUUCCCCUUUCAUCUUCAUGUGUCGAUCAUAGUUGA
Acanthosepion pharaonis is the source of this 594-nucleotide messenger RNA. NCBI's taxonomy places the organism in Eukaryota, Metazoa, Mollusca, Cephalopoda, Sepiida, Sepiidae. The record is from the annotation of a GenBank genome assembly.